AUGGUCCAUCACCAAACCGUUGAUAAGAAAUAUAAACAUCAUUGUAGAGAGGACGAGAGGAAGGUCUCUAGGAAGCCCAAAUUAGAGAAAAAAUGGAGCCAGUUAGACAGAAAUUUUGCUUUGAAAAAUUCUUCCCAUAGUGAUUAUUCUAACAAGUCUCAAAUGAUAAAUCCAAAAAUAAACGAAGAAUCUCUAAUUAAAAAAAAGUCAAAUAGAACUCAAAUCGCCGAUAAUAAAGUACAAGAAAUUGUAGAAGAAGUUUUGAGAAAAUUUUCUUGUCAUAUCGAAAAUAUGUGUAAUAAGAAAAUUGAAUUGUUCUUACAGAAUUUCAAACAGCAAAUAAAGAAAAAGAAAGGGGAAAGAGAAUUGGCAAAAUCAAGCAAUAAAGUCAAAGAUGAAAUAAUUAUAGAAAUUUUAAAACGGCUUGGUAAUGAAAAGCCGCCGAGUUCAGGAGCGAUAAAAAAGAAGCGCAAAUCCAACGACACUAUUGAAAUACAAAAUAUGAAUUGUGAGCCCAAACAAGUAUUUUUCACGUCGGAAAUAAGCAACAAAAUACCAGAAAAAGAUACAACUUCCUCCAACAAUAACGUUAACAGUUCAUCUAAAAGCUCACAAAAGUCAACAAAACCGCAAUUGAAGGAUUUUUCUUGUCAAAUGAUGAAUCAAAUUAAUACACAGAAAAAAUUUCGCCAUAAAAAAGUACGAAAAACAAAUUCUAGGAAGUUAAUUGGAUUUCCAGCUUCUGUUUCAAGAAAAGCAAAUUUAAUUUCCUUGGCAGAAGGAAGUAGAUCCCAGACAAGUUCAAGUGAGCACUUGUUGCAAGCAAUCGAAAAAUCUUCUGGGGUUCGUAAAAAAGCAGAACCAAAACCAAGAAGCUUUUUGCCUGGAAGACUUGAAAAAUAUUCCUUGCCGGGUCCUUCUAAACCAACAAUUAAUCAUAGCAAAAAACUAAUAACUCUGUUUCCUGAAAACUUGAGAAAUUUGCAGUUGGAAUGCGAUGCACUGUCAAUAUUAGCUAAUUUUUGCAGAUUCGCAGAAUCAAAUCCAACUCAAUUCAGAAAUAUAUCUCACAAAAUAUUGAAAGAGUUUAGCGAAAGCUCGAAACGUAUAGAAGAACAACCGGAUUUAAAACAGCUUUUGUUUGGGUCCCUAAAGAACCAAGAUCCACCCACAUUAUUAGUUCCAAAAGAUUUUAGCGGUUUAAAGAACGUAAACAGGGAAUUGUUGAAGACAUCAUCAACUUCCUUACAUAUUGAUAAAAAAUGUUCAACGAGUGUUCAACAACCUUAUUGUCCGAUAUUGGCCAGCAAAAAUUUGGAUAAGUGCAUGAAAAUCGACUUCCAAAAAGCAAGGGAUAUUGGUGGAAAUGAUGCUUGUUAUGAGAAUGAAAAAUUCAGGUUGAAUAAAAAUAUAGCCGAAACGGAAAUAAGAAAAGAUGUUUUAAAAACACAAUCUGAAAUGUGUUCCAAUAAAUACGAGAAAAAUCAAGUGUUUAUCAAGCCUGUACUUUCCAAAGACACGGUAAUCAGUAAAACAACAAAAAAAUCAAGGUUUAGAGCAUUUCUGGACGAACAAAAUAUCGGGAAAACAUCCGGACAUUGCCAAACCGAAUUCGAGCCAAAUACUGAUAAAUCAAAAGAAGUGGAUUAUAGUCAAGAUAAAAUUUGUAAAUUAGUAACUGCUAUUCAGGAACGAUUGCACCGUUCGAAAAAAAAUUUAAAAACUACUGAAACCUCUGUAAGUACCGCGUUCUUAAAGAAUUCGAAAUCAGAUAGAAGUAGUAAAAGUUUUGCUGCUUUAUACAAAACUUAUGAAGAUUUGGAAGAGAAAUUUGCAAAACCUGAAAAAAUUAUUAUUGGAUCACAAACAUCAGGUGUUAUAAGUCAGAUAAAGAAAUAUCAAGACAUGAGUGUUGGUGGAGGUCCUGAGGAAAUAUUUCCAAUUAAAAAAUCGCAAAUACCUAUUCGACAUUUUAAUACAGCUGCACUGCCGCCAAAACCAAAAACAGCCCCUCAGCAAAAUGAAAUUAAGCCUGCAAGAUUUAAAUCGAGCCGCCCAAGUACAGUUCGUAAUGAUUUAUGGAAAAACUUGAAAGAUGUUCCUCAAAGAAGUCGUUUAGCAUCUAGAUUGGGUUUGGAAGAUACAAGCCCAAACAAAUUGCUCACUAAAAACGAUUCUAUAACCAGUGAAGUGAGCUCCUAUGCAAAACGCAAACAAUACGAUCGUGAAAGGCGCGAAAAACUAAUGCAGAAAACCAAUCUAUUGUUAAAAAUAAAUGUUAAUUAUAUGAAUGUACAAAAUGAGAGAAGCAGGAGGAACUUAUAUGACCUUGAACUGGAAAAUCUUUCGAGCAAAUUUAGAACGAAACCUUCAAAUCCUGACGAAAUCACAAGUGCUUUAGAUGAAAUUGAAAAGUGUGUCAAUUCUUGUUUAAAUCGACUAAAUAACGAUCUUGUGGUUUCUACAAAUAUAACAAACAAAUAA
This is a messenger RNA of Ceutorhynchus assimilis (cabbage seed weevil), 2484 nucleotides long. The record is from the annotation of a GenBank genome assembly. Lineage: Eukaryota; Metazoa; Arthropoda; Insecta; Coleoptera; Curculionidae.